Schistosoma curassoni is the source of this 210-nucleotide messenger RNA. Lineage: Eukaryota; Metazoa; Platyhelminthes; Trematoda; Strigeidida; Schistosomatidae. The record is from the annotation of a GenBank genome assembly.
AUGUUAAAAACAAAAACAAGACUGAGUUGUAAUAGAGUUUCUACAGACUCAAGUAUAUAUUCAGGUAAAUUGAAUUUUCGGAGACAAUCGGUCAUCUUUACUAAACAGAAAAGAAAUUUAUUGGAAUUAAGAAUAAACGAUAAGCUGUUCGAAAUAUCGAUAAAAUUGUUAGAAAAUCAUUUAUUUCAACCGCUUUUAACUUUGGAAUGA